AUGGGCUCAGAGAAGGACUCGGACUCCCCCCACUCCUCAGUGAGUGCUGUCCCAAACCCCAAAUGUAAACGUCAGGGCCGGAUCUCAUUCCACAGCCUGUUCCACAGUAAACGCUCUCGGGGCCGAGCUCCUAAAGGGGCCCCCGCGGCCCCUGUGCCUCUGCUGCCCUCUGCCCUGGCCUCUCCACAGGAGCCUGCCUCAGUGCCCUCUCCCUCAGUGCAGGACUCUGGUCUGUGUAGCCUUCCGCCUCAGUGUGAGCCUCCGGUCUGUGAGCCUCAGUCUGAGUCUGAGUCUCUGCUGGAGUGCCCCCUGUGCCUGGUGAAGCAGCCUCCAGAGCAGAUGCCUGAGCUGCUGGGCUGCAGCCACCGCUCGUGCCUCUGUUGCCUGCGGCAGUAUCUCCGCAUCGAGAUCACCGAGAGCCGUGUGCAGCUCAGCUGCCCCGAGUGCUCCGAGCGCCUGCUCCCGCGGCAGGUGGCCGACAUCCUGGAUGACGCCGUCCUCCUGGACAAGUACGAGGAGUUUCUGCUGCGAAGGUGCCUCGCCUCGGACCCCGACUGCCGCUGGUGCCCUGCUCCAGACUGCGGGUGA
Knipowitschia caucasica is the source of this 588-nucleotide messenger RNA. Lineage: Eukaryota; Metazoa; Chordata; Actinopteri; Gobiiformes; Gobiidae. The record is from the annotation of a GenBank genome assembly.